AUGGGGUGUUACAAAAUUCCUUUAGCUCUUGUUUGUUUCAUAAGCUUAGCCUUUGUUAGUCCCUCCAAUGCCCAAAACUCACCACAAGACUACCUUGUUGCUCAUAACGCAGCUCGUGCUCAGGUGGGCGUCGCGAACAUUACAUGGAGCAACACUGUUGCAGCAUAUGCACAAAACUAUGCCAAUCAGAGGAUCAGUGAUUGCAAUCUCGUGCACUCAGACGGGUCUUAUGGCGAGAACCUUGCAAAGGGUAGUGGUGUUUUCACAGGCACUGCUGCUGUGAACUUGUGGGUUGCAGAAAGGCCAUGCUACAAUUAUACCACAAACUCCUGCGUUGGGGGCGAAUGUCUGCAUUAUACACAGGUGGUGUGGCGCAACUCGGUUCGGCUCGGGUGUGCUAGGGUUCAGUGCAACAAUGGAUGGUGGUUUGUCAUUUGUAGCUAUGAUCCUCCAGGCAACUAUGUUGGGCAGCGCCCAUAUUAGAGUGGUGCUUGAGCUUUAAUUGCCUAAACAGCUAAUGUUAUAAGGGGAUAUUUGAUAAAUAAGCUAUUAAUUUGAG
This is a messenger RNA of Ilex paraguariensis (yerba mate), 559 nucleotides long. The record is from the annotation of a GenBank genome assembly. NCBI's taxonomy places the organism in Eukaryota, Viridiplantae, Streptophyta, Magnoliopsida, Aquifoliales, Aquifoliaceae.